Microtus ochrogaster (prairie vole) is the source of this 978-nucleotide messenger RNA. Its product is annotated as taste receptor type 2 member 116-like. The record is from RefSeq and is a predicted model, not a curated record. Gene Ontology annotation, molecular function: G protein-coupled receptor activity; bitter taste receptor activity. Gene Ontology annotation, cellular component: membrane. Gene Ontology annotation, biological process: G protein-coupled receptor signaling pathway; detection of chemical stimulus involved in sensory perception of bitter taste; sensory perception of taste. NCBI's taxonomy places the organism in Eukaryota, Metazoa, Chordata, Mammalia, Rodentia, Cricetidae.
AUGAGUGGUGUCCUGAAGAACACAUUUACAGUCAUUCUGAGUGUGGAAUUUGUAAUUGGCAACUUUGGAAAUGUAUUCAUAGCAGUGGUGAACAUCAUAGACUUGGUCAAGAGAAGAAAGAUCUCUUCAAUGGAUCAGAUCCUCACGGCUCUGGCCAUCUCCAGAAUUGUGCUGCUGUGGUUAGUAUUACUGAAUUGGUGUAUAUCUAUGCUUUAUCCAGGAGAGUGGAUAAAUGAAAGAAUGGUUGGGAUAAUACACAGUAUCUGGACAGCAUCCCACCAGUUUAGUCUCUGGCUUGCUACAAGUCUAAGCAUCUUUUGCUUUUUCAAGAUAGCAAAUUUUUCCAACACUCUUUUCUUUUAUAUUAAGCUUAGAGUGAAAAAAGCGGUGAGAGUGACAUUGUUUGUGUCUUCGUUUCUCUUGUGUUUAAAUAUUAUAGUUAUUAAUUUACCUGAGAACAUCUUGAUGACUGAGUAUAAGGUAAAUAAGUCUUACAACCUGAGUUUGAAUAACCUACAACAUUCCUCGUUAUGGUUUUUAUUUGCAAACACCAUGUUUGCAUUCAUACCCUUUGCUGUGUCCCUGGUCACUUUUCUCCUGCUCAUCUUCUCCCUGUGGAAACAUCUGAGGAAGAUGCAGCACAGUGCCCAAGGAUGCAGAGACGCCAGCACCACGGCACACAUCAGAACCUUGCAAAUAAUGAUCGCCUCUCUCCUUCUGUAUGUCCUUUUCUUUUUGUCUCUUGUUGCUAACGUUUGGGGGUCUCUGCUUCUGGAAAAAGAGAUGCUACUUUUGUUCACACAGUCUUCAAGAGUUGCUCUUCCCUCGGUGCACCCCUGUAUCCUGAUUCUGGGAAAUGCUAAGCUGAGAAAGGCUUCCCUCUCUGUGCUGCUGUGGCUAAGAUGCAGGCAGGAAGACAGGGACCCUGAGGUGCAAAGAACAAGGGCUUAUUUGUGUAGAUCAUCCUGCAUACCUUAA